AUGGGUGAAGUCCCUCCUGAAGUUGUGGAAGAAAUGCAGGAGCUAGCCACGGCUGUUCCAGGCUUGAAAACGCGGUACAAAUUAUUAGACAAGAUCGGCGAGGGAACUUUCUCAUCGGUGUAUAAAGCUGAGGACCUUACUGGAUCGGUUAUCAAAAGCUUUUCGCGCCAUUUUUGGGAUUCAGGAAACCGGCAGGAGCGGCGAUACGUGGCGCUCAAGAGGAUAUACGUGACCUCGUCGCCAAACAGAAUAUACAACGAACUCAAUCUCCUGUACAUGCUCUGUGGUUCUACUCGCGUGGCUCCAUUGUGUGAUGCCCUGCGACAUCAUGAUCAAGUCAUAGCAGUCUUACCCUGGUACCGGCACGAGGAGUUUCGAAAUUUCUAUCGUGAUCUACCCAUCAAAGGCAUCAAGAAGUACUUGUCAGAGCUCUUGCAGGCACUGAGCUUCGUACACUCUAAAGGAAUCAUUCAUCGGGAUAUAAAGCCCACGAACUUUCUUUAUAAUCCUCAGUUUGGUCGCGGCGUUCUGGUGGACUUUGGGCUGGCUGAAAUGGAGAGCGACAGCAAAUCAGAAACACGGCAUGGCAAAGAAAUGCGUACAUCAGAGAACUAUUGCCCAUGUAAGGGGGAACAGUCAAGCCAAGGUCAAACUCAAGUGUACCCGGGAAAUCACCCUCACCACAAGGGGAAACAGACGAGUGCCAUGCCCAGCGCUGCUCAUUCUAUUGUGGAUUUAACUAAGGGUUAUCCAAAGCAUGAAACCCGUCGCAACAAGCGGGCCAAUCGGGCUGGCACUCGGGGGUUUCGAGCUCCAGAAGUUCUCAUGAAAUGUUCCAAUCAAUCCACUAAAAUUGAUAUCUGGUCUGUGGGGGUUAUACUGCUGAGCUUUUUGGCGAGACGUUUCCCGAUGUUUCAAAGUCUCGACGAUACAGAUUCACUACUAGAACUAUGUUGCGUCUUUGGAACUAAAAAAAUGAGGAAAUGUGCGUCUUUGCAUGGGCUUGGUUUUGACGUCAGCGGACUCGAAGGUAUCAGUGAAGAUGGUUACAAAGGUGGGUUAGCCGAAUUUAUACAACAGCUUCUUCACGGAGAAGUCGAAGCCGGGACAUUUCCCAGCUACUCUAUUGCAUUUGAAACCUAUGAAUUUCUAGUCAAUCGAUCCACUGGAGAGAGCAUAGCCCCUUCGGUCGAGUUUCAGGUUGCUUAUAAUUAUUCCCAGCACGACCUGAAAAAGUAUCAUGAUGAAGUUUGGAGUGAUCACUAUUGGUGUUUGGAGGUUUUGGAUCAAUGCUUAACGCUUGAUCCUCACAAGAGGAGUACGGCAGACGAGUUACUCUCGUCUACCUUUUUUAACGAACUCGUGGAUUCGGAUUGCACUGAGGAAAAUGAUGAUGAAGACGAUGUUCUCAUAAUUGAAAACUAA
This is a messenger RNA of Lachancea dasiensis, 1425 nucleotides long. Lineage: Eukaryota; Fungi; Ascomycota; Saccharomycetes; Saccharomycetales; Saccharomycetaceae. The record is from the annotation of a GenBank genome assembly.